Messenger RNA from Somion occarium, 2321 nucleotides. NCBI's taxonomy places the organism in Eukaryota, Fungi, Basidiomycota, Agaricomycetes, Polyporales, Cerrenaceae. The record is from the annotation of a GenBank genome assembly.
ACUUGCCAUUCGUGGCAUCAUAUCGCACACAGACGCCCACACUGUUGUUGGUAACGUCAAGCUUCAUCGAAUUCUCAGUUAAGGUGCACCUUUCAACUUGUCUGUCAUCUUUCUUAUUAUAGCUGCUUUGGAGCGCUGCGUUGCUCAAAGCACGGAUGUCUGAACCUACUACAUCUCUGCAUGGGGAGUUCUUGGAUGAGACGAACGACGCUCGCUCUGAACCCAGCGAUGGCGAUGUUCCAGAUGAAUUGGCUGACGGAGAAUCCACGGCCAUUGCUGAGGGUUCCAUGAUGGAAGGAAACCCAGGCUUGUCUCUCACAGAGACUGAUGUGCCUGACCCUUUCCUGGUGGAUGAUCCUGACGAACCCAUCUCCGACUCGGAGGACGAAGACGAAGAACCAGUCCCUCCAAGCGAAUACGAUGUGACUCCCGCAGAUGAGAUUGCACUCGCACAAUCUACCAUCUUUUCACCACCUACUGCCGCAUUUCUACUGAAUAAACCAACUCCUCCAACGCCUAAUCCAUCUUCUCCCAAACCAUUCACGUCACCUUCUGCACCACUGGCUAGAAAAGAUGAAGACUCUUCAUCAUCAUCAGAAGAGGACGACUCCCCACUAGAUCUUUACCUGCCAAAGCUUGUCCUUCCAACCAUGUUUCAUCCGCUGCCAAAUACGGACCCACUUUCAACCUUACUGAACAAGUAUAUCCCACCUGAGAAGCGGCCUUACCGAGACCUCUCCGGCGACAACCCCCAGCGCCACGACUUUCACACUUUGGUUCUCACUUUGUGGACACUUCAGAUGACCAACAAUUGGCGAGCCAUUGCAAAAAUGGCUCGCGAUAGAAUCGUUGCUAGUGAUCCCAGCGAAGUUUCAGUAAUCUUGAAUUUGUGGUACAUUCGUCUUGCCUCACUUGCAAGAUUGCGACUCUUCUCGCAGACCACUGCGGAAUGUAACAACCUCUUCAACGCUCUGCAAUCCACAACCCUUUCUCCUUCAGCGUCGAAUACCCAGAUACCUGGUUCGCGUUCGGCACCUCCUACACCAGCUGCAGCAGGAUUUCAAACACAGACGCAAGCAUAUGCGGACAAUAUGUAUGAUUACAUUCGCACCCAUCUCUUACCAUUCGAACUUCUUGUUCUGAAGGCCAGGACGAAGUAUUGGGCGGGUGACCAUAUGGGUUAUUUGGAUGAGUUGAGAGCGUUGUUGGGCUGGUGUAAGAGCAUGUCGAGGAGGGCAUGUACGGGAAGUAUCAGCAGGAGCUUUGGAAGCGUGAAGCCUGGGAAACCAAAAUCUAAAGCGAAGAGAGACGAGCAAGCAGUAUCGAUGUGGAAGGAGCGGGGUGCCCGACUGAUUCUCAUUAUGGCUUCUCAACUUAUUGAAAUUAAGGACUAUACUGCUGCAGUGCACCUUCUCAACUCGUUGGCAUCUUCAAGUCAUCCUGUACCACAUCUUGAGGCGAUCAUCCUCCGCACUCACUUGCAAUCGGGUCUCGUCCCACUUGCCGAGGGACAUCUUCACUCUAUUCUAUCUGCCGAUUCCACCCUAUCUCCAGAUGAAUUGAAACUUACUUGCGAAUCACUCGCGAAGAGUGCCGAAGGGCAAUGGGAAGAGGUGGAGACACAGUUAAGAACAUUUGUCGACAAGGAGAAACUCAAGGGAUCCGCUAAUGUGGACAAAAGUUAUUUUGUGGCCGUGAACAAUCUCUCGGUUGCGAUGCUAAGUCAAGGAAAACUGAAAGAGGCGAUCCAAGUUCUCGAAGAUGCAUUACAUCAGUCACCGUCUACUAUUGUCACUGCCGAACCGUUCCUGUUCAACCUUUCAACAUUAUACGAAUUGCGGUCCAACACAGCGGCAGAUAAGAAGCGUGACUUGCUUAUCGAGGUGGGGAAGUGGGCAGGGGAUGGUGUCAGAACGUCAUGUCUCAAGAUGCCAGCUACAUAGCGUGGCGUGAAUUUGUGUGACGAAUGGUCAUAUGUAAUCCAUACUAUUCAAACGAGCGCAAGUUCCGGCUAACAUGGACGGGAUUAGCACACAUACUACUACUGAUACCUACCUAGUUUGUGAAGUGGCGACAACAGGGGUGACGGAGGAAAUGGGUGAAGACAUGAAAAAGGGACGGAGGUAAAGAGGAAUGAUGGAGGAGCAGUAUGUAUGGAAGAAAGUAGGGUAUCAGGAACGCUAGGGUAGUUUGCAGUCCGUGAGUCGUGACAUAACCAGCAUAUCUCGGGAAGUACAAAUGAAAAGGGAGGGCGGCGAGGGUAGGCUGAACAUGAAGGGAGCUCUGUGGGUCGGUGAAUCAAAGGAAUCAGGUACAUAUAC